AUGAAGGCUCAUACCAUACUGAACUCAGUCUUGGCGACUGACAGUAUAAGCUUGAGUUACGGGGUGGGAGCGACACCAGAAGCAGAGUUCACCCUUGGACAUGCCUUCUUCCACGAGUUUGGUAACUCAUCUAGAGCGGGAGACUUCCACACCAUAUCAGCCUCGGACAGCAGGGUACUUCAAGUAACUUCGGACAACAAAUAUGAGUCCCUCCAGCCAUUGGCCAUUCACACAAGAACACUUUAUUUGAGUCGUCGUGUCCAAACACAUCUCGGAUUGACAGAUCAAGAUGAUGGAUGGGAAGACCAUCCAGCCAAUGUCCCAGAUGUAUCUAACAAACCAACCGAGAUCAAUCUGGCCAAGAUGUGCAGCGAUGCAUACGCUCUGGAGCCAUCGGAACCUGACUGGCUGAACAGUUCACUGGGCUUCAAUCGCUCAGACAGCUUCGGUUGGGUAGGCGAUGGUCUACGAGGCCAUGUCUUCACCGACAAGCGGAACGAGACGGUCAUAGUUGCUUUCAAGGGCACCACGAUCGACCCACGGGAUAAAUGGAGAAACAAUGAUCGAUUAAAUGAUAAUAUGCUGUUCAGCUGUUGUUGCGCAAGUCAACGACCUGAUCCAUUCUGGUACGGCACCGUUUGUGAUUGUGAUACCGACACGUUUCAAUGUAAUGCAACUUGCAUCACUCAAGAGCUUCUCCAGAAGGAUCGAUACUAUCCGACAGCGAUUGCUGUCAUGCAGAAUGUCACUUCCUGGUACCCAAACGCCACUUUCUGGGUUACUGGCCAUUCUUUAGGUGGUGCGGUAGCUAGUCUGGUUGGCUUGACCUUCAACAUGCCGUCUAUCGCGUUUGAAUCCCCGCCUCAGAGGUUACCGGCUCAAAGACUGGGAAUCGCCAUUCCUCCUCACACGGCAGACUACCACGUCGGCAACACGGGAGACCCCGUCUUCAUGGGUGCCUGCAACGGAUACUUUUCCUCGUGCUCAGUCGCUGGCUAUGCAUUCGAAAGCCAAUGCCAUACUGGCAAACGCUGUGUGUACGAUACGGUCGGUGAUAAGGGCUGGCAUUUGAAUAUCAACAAUCAUAGAUUGAACGUUGUUAUACACGAAGUUCUCGAAGCGUACAAUAAUACUCCUGUCUGUGAAUCUGAUGAUGAAUGUGUGGACUGCUUUAGCUGGAAAUUCAACACCUCACAGACAGUCCAUCGUCCUUAA
Molecule: messenger RNA, 1215 nt
Organism: Exophiala oligosperma
Lineage: Eukaryota; Fungi; Ascomycota; Eurotiomycetes; Chaetothyriales; Herpotrichiellaceae
Exons: 1
Coding region: 1-1215 (404 amino acids)
Biological process (GO): piecemeal microautophagy of the nucleus; multivesicular body membrane disassembly; macroautophagy
Molecular function (GO): glycerophospholipase activity
Source: RefSeq, a predicted model, not a curated record